CUUUGUUGUCCAGUCAAAAAGUACACUUUUUUCACGCUCACGUCACGGCCGGACAAAAAAAGUUUUUAAUAGAAAAUUAGUGAUUUGUUAACAUGGCCGAGCCAUCCCAAUGUAAAACCAUGGUGCCAAUCAUUUAUCAGCAAAUUAUAGAAGACGUUAUAACCAAAGUCAAGGAAGAAUUCUUGGAAGAAGGAAUCGACGAACAUGUUUUGCAAGAGCUGAAGCAAAUCUGGCAAUCCAAACUAGCUGCCACUAACUGCGUACCCAAUGAGCCCGAUAAACAAAGCAGAGCAGCAAAUAGUUCAGAGCAAGUGGCAUCAUCAGAACCGCAACAGAUGGAACCGACUCAGUCUGUCGCUAUUGCUAGUACUAGUGGUACUGCUAGUGGAUUUGCACCAGACACAAAAAUGGUUCUGGUGGAUAUUACUUUGCCUUCUCAGAAUGGAGACCAAAGGGUGCUGAAGAUCAAGAUCCCAUCUACGGCACUCCAAGGAAACCAGCUCCAUAAUUUAUUAGCUGGAGCCCUGAAUGGUCCAGUUUUCCAGGCCAUAAUCAGCCUUCCACAUACGCUGGCAACCUCCAUAAUGCAACAAUAUAUUAAUGGUGCGUUACUUAGUCAACCAACUGCAACUUCUACUAAAAACCCUGCUCAAACUGACGGCGCGAUGAGCGAUUCCGAAAUAAAAACUGUUUUUCCCAACCAAAAGGGCCAAAACAAGAAGAUUGCCAAUAAAUUAAAUCAAGUAGAUGGUCAUGGGGAUAGUUCUUCAGACGAUAGUACAGAAGGAUCAGAUGUCGACGUCCAAGAUGAAGAAAUGGAAAAUAAAGGAAGUGAUGAAGGAAGCGAUGAAGAAUCUCUUAAUUCGGAUGACGAUGACGAAGAUUUCGAGGAUCAUUUUGAUACGGACAACAUUGUCGUUUGCCAAUUUGAAAAAGUGUAUCGCCAUCGGAACAAGUGGAGGUUCCAGUUCAAAGAUGGCAUUAUGAAUUUGAACGGAGUGGAUGGUGUUUUCCAUAAAGCCAGUGGCCAUACCGAAUGGUAGAUGGAGUUUGUAGAAGUGUUUUAUUUUGGGUUUCCUAGAAAUAUGUUUUGCGUUUUAGCUUGAGGGCUAAUUAGAAUAAAUUUUCUUCAUUAUAUUUCCUAAGUUUAUUUCCAGAAUUAUAUUUUUUAUUAAAUGAUAUGUUUUUUUUUUU
Molecule: messenger RNA, 1194 nt
Organism: Ceutorhynchus assimilis (cabbage seed weevil)
Lineage: Eukaryota; Metazoa; Arthropoda; Insecta; Coleoptera; Curculionidae
Source: the annotation of a GenBank genome assembly